AUGACGACGGAUCACCACAUCCCAGCUGAGGCGUCGGUCUCUGCCAUCAAAGGCAAGGAAGACCACAAACUAUCCAGAUCCAUCUCCCUUCGUGCUCUGCCAGCCAGAUUUCGACCAAAGACCGCAUCCACCACUCCCGACCCUGGCGAGGAUCGAUCAACCUCAACUCUAGCUCCUCCAAUACCCGUAUCGCCUAGGAUACGCAGAUCCUCUGCACCCGAGGAAGGAUCUCAAAUCCCUGAAUGGCACGCCAAUCAGUUCAGCACGCCGCUCGAAUCCGAUGCCGAAUUCGUUCGUAGAACAUAUGCACACUUUGCCGUUGCUGGUGUGCCAGAUGAUGGCUUCGCCGAUGGCAAAGAAUAUACCCGCGAAAAGAAUGGACUCUCAGCAUGGGAGGAAGCUGCACUCUCUCGACCCAAUCACAACAUUGCCGCUCGCAGCUCGGCUAGGCCGUCUGAAGCCAAUACAUCAGCACCAACGACUCCGGGUCGCAGCGGUGUGGAGAAUGUUCCGAAUGGUGGUAUCAAUGGACACAAUAUACCAGCGAUCGACGGUAGUGGGAGCGCAAGGAGCGGCUUAUCGCAAUGGUCUUCACAGGGCGGACAUUCUCCUAGACCGCCUCUACCGACUUCUUUCAGCGCUGCAACAUCAGUUUCGAACAACACUUUGCUCUCCACUAACGAGCGUCAACGUCGACAAGAGAUUGCAGGAAAAAAACGAGAACAGCUCAUCGCCAACAUUGACCGCUAUGGGUUCUUCUCAGAUAGUCCCAGCAAUGCGCAUCACAAGUCCACUCUGCUAUCAUCAAGUCUCUUCGCAGCUCCGUUCCCAAAAAAGGGCACAAAAGGCUUAGCAUCGCAAAGAGGACCUCUACCAACCAGCCUCACGCCACCCCACUCGUCAGCCAGCAACACGGCCACGCGGGCGCAGACGAAUGGCAGCGACCAAUUCGGAUCGCACCUCGUGCAGGAAGCGCGUGCAGCAGCCGACACCUUGCACCGUCGGCGUGAGCAGGAGCGGAUCGCUAAAUGGUCAAAGAUGCUUACAGUGAAAGGACGAGAUCAAGGUCACAACGCUGUUCAUUUCGACUUCGCCAAAGCUAUCGAUCGGAAGCUCCGUCGCAGAGUCUACAAAGGCAUACCUGACAGCUGGCGUGCUGCAGCCUGGGCAGCUCUCAUUCAGCAUCGUCAGCAAACCGAGGAGGGGCGAUACUCAAACUCGCUUGCUCAGCCUCAUCUGCAAGGUCCUGCUGCUUCAACACCUGUCUCGCUCAGCAAACCUGAUCCGGGAAACUUGGGAAAGCUCGCAGAUAUGCCCAGCGCACACGAUGUGCAGAUCGACCUCGACGUCCCACGUACCAUCUCUGGCCACAUUCAAUUCCACACUCGCUACGGUCAAGGUCAACGAUCGCUCUUCCACGUCCUCCACGCAAUAUCGAUGCUAUGCGAGCAAUGCGGCUACUGCCAAGGCAUGGGACCCAUCGCUGCUACCCUACUCUGCUAUUUUAGCCCCGAACGUGCUUAUACGGCGAUGGUAUCGAUGCACAACUAUCUCAACCUCCACACUACCUUCUCUCCUGGAUUUCCUGGUCUGGUGGAGAAUUUGUUCGUGCAAGAGCAGCUGUUGCGGAAGUAUGCGCCGGAACUAGCAGCUGUAUUUGACAAUCAAAUGAUCGUUGCAAGCUCGUAUGCGACGAAGUGGUACAUUACGCUGUUUUCGAACUCGAUACCAUUCGAGACGCAGCUAAGGGUGUGGGAUGCGUGGCUACUGGAUGGCCAGGAUGUAAUUACAAUGGUCGCCGUGGGGAUCAUUUGGGCGCAUAGAGGGGCGGUGUUGGCGGAGGGGGCGGAUUUUGAAAUGAUAUUGAGUGCACUGAGUAGCUUCUUUGUGCCAGAGGACGAUGAUGCGUUCUUGUUCUGGGUGAGGGAUGCGUUGGCGAGGAAGGAUGUUAGGGCGACUAUUAAGAAUGCAAGAGAAGAGUACAGGGGGAAGGUAAGGGAUGGUGAAGCUGCUGGCCUUAUGCUCUGA
Messenger RNA from Ustilago hordei, 2028 nucleotides. RefSeq names its product related to GYP5 - GTPase-activating protein for Ypt Proteins. The transcript has a single exon. The record is from RefSeq and is a predicted model, not a curated record. The coding region runs from base 1 to 2028 and encodes 675 amino acids. NCBI's taxonomy places the organism in Eukaryota, Fungi, Basidiomycota, Ustilaginomycetes, Ustilaginales, Ustilaginaceae.